GGGAGGGAGUGAGGGAGGGAGCAGCCGCGGCCCCCUGCUUCCCCGGCCCCGAGGCGGUGAGUGCCGUUUGCUGGGCCUCGUUGUGGCGCCUCGUCCGGCCGUUGAGAUAUGGAUGGCUCAAAGUCACCUGCCUGCACUAUGCAGGUCAGUUUUGUCUGCCAGCGCUGCAGCCAACCCCUUAAGCUGGACACAUCUUUCAAGGUCCUUGACAAAGUCACCAUCCAAGAACUGACAGCUCCUCUGCUUACUACUGCUCCAGCAAAACUGGGAGAAACACAGGAGGAAGAGACUGCUUUGACAGAGGAAUUGUUUGUUGAAAACCGCCAGGAUGGUGUGUCCCGAAGAUUCAUCCCCCCAGCCAGGAUGAUGUCAACAGAAAGUGCCAACAGCUUCACUCUGAUUGGAGAGGCCUCUGAUGGAGGCACCAUGGAAAACCUCAGUAGAAGGCUCAAGGUUACAGGGGACCUGUUUGACAUAAUGUCUGGCCAGACAGAUGUAGAUCAUCCUCUGUGUGAAGAAUGCACUGACACACUUCUGGACCAGCUGGACACACAGCUGAACAUCACAGAGAAUGAAUGCCAGAACUACAAGAGAUGCCUGGAAAUCCUGGAGCAAAUGAAUGAAGAUGACAAGGAGAAACUGCAGCUAGAGCUGAAGGAAUUUGCUCUUGAGGAGGAGAGACUGAUUGAGGAGCUGGAAGAUGUGGAGCAGAAGCGCAAGACAAUGGCUGAAGACUUUGAGAAGGUCAGGACUGAGGCAGAGCGGCUGGAUCAGGAGGAAGCUGAGUACCAGAAAGAGUACAGUGAAUUCAAGCGGCAACAACUGGAACUGGAUGAUGAACUGAAAAGUGUUGAUAAUCAAAUGCGCUAUGCCCAAAUGCAGCUGGACAAGCUAAAGAAAACUAACGUGUUUAAUGCCACCUUCCAUAUCUGGCAUAGUGGACAGUUUGGCACAAUAAACAAUUUUCGGCUGGGCCGCCUCCCCAGUGUCCCUGUCGAAUGGAAUGAAAUCAAUGCAGCCUGGGGGCAGACCGUGCUGCUUCUCCAUGCCCUUGCCAACAAGAUGGGCCUGACCUUUCAAAGGUACCGCCUCAUCCCAUAUGGAAACCACUCUUACUUAGAGUCUCUCGUGGACAAAUCCAAGGAGCUGCCCCUCUACUGUUCAGGAGGCUUGCGAUUCUUCUGGGAUAACAAAUUUGACCACGCCAUGGUGGCUUUCCUGGAUUGUGUGCAACAGUUCAAAGAGGAAGUAGAAAAGGGCGAGACACGCUUCUGUUUGCCUUACAGAAUGGAUGUGGAGAAAGGCAAGAUCGAAGACACAGGUGGAAGUGGUGGGUCCUACUCCAUUAAGACACAGUUUAACUCGGAGGAGCAGUGGACAAAAGCACUCAAGUUCAUGUUGACAAACCUGAAAUGGGGUUUAGCCUGGGUCUCUUCCCAGUUCUAUAAUAAAUGACUGUGCUAAAGGAGAAGAACUCUGUCCUGUAACAUGUCUGCAGUUUGUUUCAAAGAUGCUAAAAGCAGGACUUGGCCUGUGACAGCUGUAUAUCACCUUACAAGAUGAAAAAAGUCUGCAAAACCCUUCAUCAAAAAACUUAAAAUGUCAAGCAGAAUGAAGCAAAGUGAUCCAUACCGUGGUUGAAUAUCUGUUAAACAUACCACACUGCUGCUAUUGGGAGAAGAAGUGACUGAGGACCAACCAGUAGGAUGGGGCUCACUUAGAGCAGAAAAAGGAGAUCUAAAGACUUUCAGACAUGUUAGGAGUAGUGACUUAAGUAUGAGAUAAUUUGUGCUUGCAGAUUGUUUAUUACACAAAAGGAAACACACAAAUAAGUAAAAUCAGUUUGUAUUUCAGAGGAA
Messenger RNA from Elgaria multicarinata webbii, 1859 nucleotides. It is a transcript of the gene BECN1, whose product is annotated as beclin 1. Gene Ontology annotation, cellular component: phagophore assembly site; phosphatidylinositol 3-kinase complex, class III, type I; phosphatidylinositol 3-kinase complex, class III, type II. The coding region runs from base 109 to 1455 and encodes 448 amino acids. Gene Ontology annotation, biological process: autophagosome assembly; autophagy; late endosome to vacuole transport. The transcript is spliced from 12 exons. The record is from RefSeq and is a predicted model, not a curated record. NCBI's taxonomy places the organism in Eukaryota, Metazoa, Chordata, Lepidosauria, Squamata, Anguidae.